GUACUGCUGUUUUGCUGUCGAGUCACCUCUGUCAGGAUGGAGGAAAACGAACUGCUAUUAUGCUGAAACUCGAAGGAUCCCAACAACUGAGCAUCAUCCACCGGGAGAGUUAGACACAAGUCAUCGUUUAUCUUCACUGCUGUAUUUGUUUAUAUAACGCUUUGCCAAAAAUGAUGGAAGAAAUCGACCGGUUCCAAGUACCUCCAGUCAACGGAGAGACCCAGCCUUUGGACCCAGCUGCAUCCUCCACCUCAGAGGCAGACCCUGACACAAAGGGAGAGUCUGUGGCCAUGAACUACAAGCCCUCACCACUGCAAGUCCAAAUAGAGAAACAGAGGGAUCUUGCCAGGAAGGGAUCAGUGAAGAAUGGCACUGUGGGAAGUCCUGUCAAUCAGCAGCCCAAGAAGAAUUCCAGGACAAGGUUGGUCGUGCCAAAUAAAGGCUACUCGUCUUUAGACCAGAGCCCAGAUGAGAAGCCCCUGGUGGCACUGGACACUGACAGUGACGAUGACUUCGACAUGUCCAGAUACUCGUCAUCAGGAUACUCCUCAGCCGAGGUGAGAUGUCUGAGGGACCAGCAGAUCAACCAGGACUUGAACAUCCAGCUCUUGAAGGAUGGGUACCGGCUCGAUGAGAUCCCGGAUGACGAGGAUCUGGAUCUGAUCCCCCCCAAAGCAGUCAACCCCACCUGCAUGUGCUGCCAGGCUGCUCCCUCCACAGCCUGUCAAAUCCAGUAGCACCACCCCCCCCCCAAAAAAACCUCCUGCCUUCCACCUGCACAGAGGCCAACUACUGACCAGAGUGGCAGAAAGGAGGAAGAACUAUCGGCUGGCAGAGGCACAAAGGGGAAACUAGGCUUUAUAAAGGCUAAAUUAAGAGAUGUAGAUAGGUCUUGAGGAGAAGAGUCAAUAUGUACAGUAUCUGUGCACGUUCCUCCUAUGGUUGGAUCUGUGCAUCUUACUCGAUUGAUGGCAGAAACAUUACCUCUAAAGGAAAACACGUUACUUUUGCUUCUUCUUCCUUUGACGUCCAUCUCAUGCUUGUGGAUAAGGACCAUGAAAGAUGGUGGAGAAGAACCGAAACAAAAUUGGUUGACAGGGCGGCAUUUUCCAUGACGUCCACUUCUACUAGUCUACUAUGGUCAGAUUGGAUGGACAAGAAGAGAUUCGAAGUGUUGUAGUGGCCAUUUCUUUCUCAUUUCUUUUAGCCAGUCUGCUCUGUCUUCCUGUGUAUAUAUGUGUCAAAAGACAUGUGGGUCUAAAAAUGUCAAAGAAGGAAGUGCUCAGCCAUCAAGCUGCUGAUGAAACACUAAUGCUUACACUCAAAACACUAGUUUUCUUUUUCAAGUUUUUCUGUUACACCAAGGUUGUUUUCAUUGCUUAAUUGUGUCAUAUUCAGUUAAAAGAAGCUGAAAACAAAUAGUUUUUGCAUGUUGCCUGUUAACACUGUGUCCUAAUGACCGGCUUGCGCAGUUUAAAUCGACCUCCUAACACAUCCUUGUGCUGACGAUACAUUAUGUGAGGCGUGCUCUUAAAAAACACAAAGUUAGUUCAAAUGUAGGUACACUCACUGUCAUUUCAGUAGGUAGAGAGAAACUGUCAAAAAUAAUGUCGGAACAGCUCACAAGUGUGAAUGUGUACAAGGAGCACAAAGGCAGUCAACACCAUGAAUGUUGUUACAAAAUAUUAAUAGGAAUAUUAAUACGAGGCUUAGAUUAUGUGCAAAUACAUAGAACAUUGUUCAAUUUUGGCCAUACCUGUUGUGGGUUCAGAAGAAUGUCUUUAAAGUGAUUCCAUAUUGCCAGAAUGGAAAUUAUAUUAAAAAAAAAAUGGUAUGGUUGUACAUUUGCGCAUAUUCCCCUUUAGGUAUUUAUAUAACCGAUUUUUUUUUAUUUGAUUUGGGGAAAGGAAGUGUAUAUGUAGCACAGGACACAGCUGUGUAUUGUCAAUGUUUUUUUUUUGCCGAUGGAUGUUUCCCACAACGUUGAAGAGUACGUUUUUAGGAAGUACCGAACAAAAAUUGUUUAUUUGUCACGUUUACAUCACUCUAAAGACAUAUCUAGAAGAUUAAGUCACCUGCAUGUGAAUCUGCUCUGAAACAACAGAUCGUUUCCCUAAACACAAAAUGCACAUCUGAUGACACCUAAAAAAAUAUUUUCUAUUUAGCAAAUCUUGAACCUAGAUACACUCUUAUUUCUUUUCAUAUGACUACAGUUCGAAGUAUUUGUGCACUUUACACUGUGGUGCAGGUUCUUCUCUCUCGUGACAAGCUGAAGUGUAUUCUGUAUGACUCGUAUUCAAGGGACUUGAGAUUAGGAUGUGAAAUUACUUUUGAAAUACUGUGCGCAUCUACUAUGAACAACUUUAUCUUGAUUCACUUUGUGCACAUAUUGCAGCGUUAUAUAAAACAUUGCAUUCAUCUUUCAUAACUGUUGAUUUUUGUUAACACGUUUACAAUUUGUUUACAUUUACAUGAAAAUCCAUUCAGAUACAACCGUGGAAAAAGAGCAUCUCUUUGAGCUUUUUUGGUUAAAGAUGUGCCAGAUCUGCGUACAUGUAAGAAUGGUCAACAAAGGAAGAGGUGUUUCUGCUCUGGUCAAAGGAAUAACUGAAUAGUGACGUAUGUAAAGAGUAAAGGAACUAAAAGCUACUUGGGAAGAGAACAAAAAUGCUAAAUCCUGUUAAUCUGUUAACACUUAAAAGGGCAUCUCCUUUACAUUAUACUGCCCCAAUGUUUCUGUAGCAUUGAAAUUACAAAAGUAUUUGAAAAAAUGUAAUUAGCCAAAUAUGGUGCCAUGUGUGUAGAUUUUAAAACGACUUGCAUUAAGUAGAAAAAAUACACGAAUAGUACUAGGUGACUAAAAUGGCUACUAUAACUGUACAGUUACACCAACAUUGAGGAAAUGGUGCUGAGUUUCUUUUCUUCUUUCUUUUACAUGCUAUUUGAUUCACUCACAGGCUGUCGCAGGCUAACAUUGUGUCACUGGGUUGUGUAGCUUCACUAAUCUCUUGACUCUAGAAUAAUGUGUUGUAACAUAAGCUAUUUAUUUGCAGUUGUGCGUUUUUAAUUUAUUUUCAAGAAUGGGAAAUAAUCCAUAUCCAGACUGAAGCUUUUUAUUUUGUGUUUGUUUGUCAGGUGCUUAUAAUGAUGAUUGUGAACUGGUUCCAUUUAGAUUUUAACAGUGUCAAAGUUCUGUGUAUAGUGCAACAUAUCAAAAAUAAAUAUUAGAUAUCUGCA
Notothenia coriiceps (black rockcod) is the source of this 3237-nucleotide messenger RNA. It is a transcript of the gene fam219aa, whose product is annotated as family with sequence similarity 219 member Aa. Lineage: Eukaryota; Metazoa; Chordata; Actinopteri; Perciformes; Nototheniidae. The coding region runs from base 171 to 737 and encodes 188 amino acids. The transcript has 6 exons. The record is from RefSeq and is a predicted model, not a curated record.